AUGUCUCUUGCUCGCGCAUUCACGCGGCGCAACAAGCGCAGUGUGGGUGAAAUCACUCCCCAACGGGGCACCAGUGUCAAAUAUGCUCCCGGAACCAUCAAUCGCAGUCAGAUUUCACUUCCUACUGAACUGAUCUCGACCACCAACGUCCAGGCGCUGAACGCUCCAGACAUUCCGGGUGUCUCUGGAUCAUCCACCGCUUCACUCUCCUCCACCAGCGACUCUGACUUCUCCACCAUCGACCGAAGCUUUCUGACCAACAUGGCAAGCGACACAUCAUCGAUCGAGGACAGUGGACCCGCGACCCCGGUCACACCAGCCUCGGAAGAUACCAAAUCAUUCUUUGAUUUGAAGCAGCCUGUUCGCGCAGUUCCUGCCCUUGCUUCACCUCCCGCCGUCGACACACCUGCAAUUCCACAACGUGCUCUGUCACACUCCAAGGAAGCCCAUGUCCAGCUGUCACGAAAGCGGUCCGUUCAGCGCAUGUCACCUCCUCCGACCACUCUGAACAAGCCAACUAUACGGAGGAGCGCCGAUAUGUUCUCUUCCUCUGCAGACCCUAAUCAUCCCUUUGGCAAGGAGCUGGCACAGGUGAACGAGGUUGCAGAAGAGUUUGGCGCCACGGCUCGGUUGCUGGAAGAAGAAGAACAAGAAAUAACGAACAAAGGUCUUCGCAAAUUCGGCGUGGAGGACUACCUGGACGAAAUUGCAGGCCUAUAUGGCGGCAUCUUCGAAGACAGACUCGGCUCAAUCGCAAAGCCGUGGAUUUAA
Messenger RNA from Exophiala spinifera, 771 nucleotides. RefSeq lists its product as uncharacterized. Bases 1 to 771 code for a protein of 256 amino acids. The transcript has a single exon. NCBI's taxonomy places the organism in Eukaryota, Fungi, Ascomycota, Eurotiomycetes, Chaetothyriales, Herpotrichiellaceae. The record is from RefSeq and is a predicted model, not a curated record.